AUUGGCCGCGGCUGAGCGGGUGGAACUGCAGUUCCGAGCGCCCUUCGGCUCCUCUAGGGAGAAGGUCCCGACUUGGCAGCUUCGGGAGAGCUGGCGCGACGCCCAGAGGCUGCCCAGCAGGUCGGGACUGAGCCCACAGGGUCCAGAGCUCCUCGAUCUCCCAGCUACUCACUCUCGCACCCGUUCCGUGGCCGUCUCGUGAGGCGCGCACUCACACUCCCUCUCCGCGCACGGCUCCGGGGCGCGAUGGAAGCGACACUGCUUCAGAGCCUAGUGGAGGCGAACUGCAGCCUGGCGCUGGCCGAAGAACUGCUCUUGGACGGCUGGGGGCUGCCCCUGGACCCGGAGGGUCCCUACUCUUACUGCAACACGACCUUGGAUCAGAUCGGGACGUGCUGGCCCCAGAGCGCGGCCGGAGCCCUGGUGGAGAGGCCGUGCCCCGAGUACUUCAACGGUGUCAAGUACAACACAACCCGAAAUGCCUACCGAGAGUGCUUAGAGAAUGGAACAUGGGCCUCACGGAUCAACUACUCACAGUGUGAACCCAUUUUGGAUGAUAAGCAGAGGAAGUAUGACCUGCAGUACCGCAUCGCCCUGGUUGUCAACUACCUGGGCCACUGUAUUUCCCUAGCUGCCCUUGUUGCUGCCUUCCUGCUCUUCCUAGCCCUGCGGAGUAUCCACUGUCUGCGGAAUGUGAUUCACUGGAACCUCAUCACCACAUUCAUCCUGCGAACUGUCAUGUGGUUCCUGCUGCAGCUCAUCGACCACGAAGUGCAUGAGAGCAAUGAGGUCUGGUGUCGCUGCAUCACCACCAUCUUCAACUACUUCGUGGUGACCAACUUCUUCUGGAUGUUCGUUGAGGGCUGCUACCUGCACACAGCCAUUGUCAUGACCUACUCCACCGAGCACCUGCGCAAGUGGCUUUUCCUCUUCAUCGGAUGGUGCAUCCCCUGCCCCAUCAUCAUUGUCUGGGCCAUUGGAAAACUCUACUAUGAGAAUGAACAAUGCUGGUUUGGCAAGGAGCCCGGUGACCUGGUGGACUACAUCUACCAAGGCCCCAUCAUCCUUGUGCUCCUGAUCAAUUUUGUAUUUCUGUUCAACAUUGUCAGAAUCUUAAUGACAAAAUUACGAGCAUCCACCACAUCUGAGACGAUCCAGUACAGGAAGGCGGUGAAGGCCACCCUGGUUCUCCUGCCCCUUCUGGGCAUCACCUACAUGCUCUUCUUUGUCAAUCCUGGGGAGGACGACCUGUCACAGAUCGUGUUCAUCUAUUUCAACUCCUUCUUGCAGUCCUUCCAGGGUUUCUUUGUGUCUGUCUUCUAUUGCUUCUUCAAUGGAGAGGUGUGCUCAGCCGUGAGGAAGAAGUGGCACCGCUGGCAGGACCAUCACUCCCUGCGAGUCCCUGUGGCCCGGGCCAUGUCCAUCCCCACAUCGCCCACACGGAUCAGCUUCCACAGCAUCAAGCAGACAGCCGCAGUGUGACCCCUUGUGUGCCCAUGCCCUGUCAUUCCUCCACCAUCU
Orycteropus afer afer is the source of this 1521-nucleotide messenger RNA. Lineage: Eukaryota; Metazoa; Chordata; Mammalia; Tubulidentata; Orycteropodidae. The record is from RefSeq and is a predicted model, not a curated record.